This is a messenger RNA of Cicer arietinum (chickpea), 3593 nucleotides long. Its product is annotated as cellulose synthase A catalytic subunit 1 [UDP-forming]. Gene Ontology annotation, cellular component: membrane. NCBI's taxonomy places the organism in Eukaryota, Viridiplantae, Streptophyta, Magnoliopsida, Fabales, Fabaceae. Gene Ontology annotation, biological process: cellulose biosynthetic process. Gene Ontology annotation, molecular function: cellulose synthase (UDP-forming) activity. The record is from RefSeq and is a predicted model, not a curated record.
AUGGAAGCUACUGCCGGCAUGGUUGCUGGGUCCCACAAAAGGAACGAGCUUGUUCGAAUUCGACACGAUUCUUCCGACAGUGGGCCGAAACCUUUGAAGAAUUUGAAUGGACAAAUCUGUCAAAUAUGUAAUGAUAAUGUUGGAUUAACAGCCACUAGUGACGUGUUUGUUGCUUGCAAUGAGUGUGGUUUCCCAGUUUGUCGUCCUUGUUAUGAAUAUGAACGAAAAGAUGGGAACAAAUCUUGUCCUCAGUGCAAGACAAGAUACAAAAGGCACAGAGGGAGUCCUCGAGUUGAGGGAGAUGAUGAAGAGGACGAUGUUGAUGAUAUCGAGAAUGAGUUCAAUUAUGCACAAGGAAAUUCAAAAGCAAGGAGGCAGUGGGAAGAUGAACUCUCUUCGUCUUCUAGACGCGAUUAUCAGCAACCAAUUCCUCUUCUCACCAAUGGCCAAACUAUGUCUGGUGAGAUCCCGUGCGCUACGCCCGAUACUCAAUCUGUACGAACUACUUCUGGUCCUUUGGGCCCAUCUGAGAAAGUUCACUCACUGCCCUAUAUCGAUCCAAGGCAACCAGUUCCGGUGAGAAUUGUGGAUCCAUCAAAGGACUUAAAUUCUUAUGGUUUGGGAAAUGUUGACUGGAAGGAAAGGGUUGAAGGUUGGAAGCUGAAGCACGAGAAAAAUAUGGUACAAAUGACUGGUAGAUACUCUGAGGGAAAAGGAGGAGGAGACAUUGAAGGGACUGGAUCUAAUGGAGAAGAACUUCAAAUGGUUGAUGAUGCUCGACAACCUUUGAGUCGGAUCGUACCUAUUUCUUCAUCUCAGCUUACUCCUUAUCGUGUCGUUAUAGUACUCCGGCUGAUUAUUCUCGGCUUCUUCUUACAAUAUCGUGUAACUCACCCCGUAAAAGAUGCAUACCCACUGUGGUUGACAUCAGUUAUCUGUGAGAUUUGGUUUGCCUUAUCCUGGAUUUUGGAUCAGUUUCCCAAAUGGUCUCCCAUUAAUCGCGAGACUUAUCUUGACAGGCUUGCUAUAAGAUAUGAUCGUGACGGAGAACCAUCACAGUUGGCCCCUGUUGACGUUUUUGUUAGUACAGUGGACCCUCUUAAAGAGCCGCCUCUUGUAACUGCAAAUACUGUUUUGUCUAUACUUGCUGUUGAUUACCCUGUCGACAAGGUUUCCUGCUAUGUAUCAGACGAUGGUUCGGCAAUGUUGACUUUUGAAGCCUUAUCAGAAACGGCCGAGUUUGCAAAGAAGUGGGUGCCCUUUUGCAAAAAGCACAAUAUUGAGCCAAGAGCCCCUGAAUUUUAUUUUGCUCAGAAGAUUGAUUACUUAAAGGACAAGAUUCAACCCUCUUUUGUUAAGGAGCGACGGUCAAUGAAGAGAGCAUAUGAAGAAUUCAAAGUUCAGAUCAAUGCCCAUGUGGCCAAAGCUCAGAAGACGCCAGAGGAAGGUUGGACAAUGGAGGAUGGAACUCCUUGGCCUGGAAAUAAUCCCAGGGAUCAUCCUGGAAUGAUUCAGGUGUUUUUAGGUCAUAGUGGAGGGCUUGAUACAGAUGGAAAUGAGCUGCCUAGGCUUGUUUAUGUUUCUCGUGAAAAGCGACCAGGCUUCCAACAUCACAAGAAGGCUGGAGCUAUGAAUGCUUUGAUUCGAGUUUCUGCUGUCUUGACCAAUGGUGCAUAUAUUUUGAAUGUCGAUUGUGAUCACUAUUUCAAUAAUAGUAAAGCUCUUAAAGAAGCAAUGUGUUUCAUGAUGGAUCCCGCUUAUGGAAAGAAGACAUGCUACGUGCAAUUUCCUCAGAGAUUUGAUGGCAUUGAUUUGCACGAUCGAUACGCCAAUCGCAAUAUUGUUUUCUUCGAUAUCAAUAUGAAAGGUCACGAUGGUAUUCAGGGCCCAGUCUAUGUGGGAACAGGUUGCUGUUUCAAUAGGCAGGCUUUGUAUGGUUAUGAUCCUGUUUUGACUGAGGAAGAUCUUGAACCUAACAUUAUUGUGAAGAGUUGUUGGGGUUCUAGAAAGAAAGGAAGGGGUGGCAAUAAGAAGUACAAUGACAAGAAGAGGGGAGUUAAAAGAACUGAAUCCACCAUUCCCAUAUUUAAUAUGGAGGAUAUAGAGGAGGGUGUUGAAGGUUAUGAUGAUGAAAGGUCACUUCUAAUGUCUCAGAAGAGCUUGGAGAAGCGAUUUGGACAGUCUCCAGUUUUUAUUGCUGCCACCUUCAUGGAGCAGGGUGGCAUUCCACCUUCAACCAAUCCUGCAACUCUUCUUAAGGAAGCAAUCCACGUUAUCAGCUGCGGUUAUGAAGACAAGACAGAAUGGGGAAAAGAGAUUGGAUGGAUCUAUGGUUCUGUGACUGAAGAUAUCUUGACUGGGUUUAAGAUGCAUGCCCGUGGUUGGAUUUCCGUCUAUUGCAUGCCACCUCGUCCAGCAUUUAAGGGUUCUGCACCUAUCAAUCUUUCUGAUCGUCUCAAUCAAGUGCUUCGGUGGGCCUUGGGUUCAAUUGAGAUCUUCCUUAGCAGACAUUGUCCCUUGUGGUAUGGCUACAAUGGGAGGAUGAAGAGUCUCAUGAGGCUGGCGUAUAUCAAUACAAUUGUCUACCCCUUUACCUCACUCCCAUUGAUUGCGUACUGUACGCUUCCCGCAUUUUGUCUCAUCACAAAUAAAUUUAUUAUUCCUGAGAUAAGCAACUUUGCAAGCAUGUGGUUUAUCCUUCUCUUCAUUUCCAUUUUCACUACUUCGAUUCUUGAGCUUAGGUGGAGUGGUGUCGGUAUAGAAGACUGGUGGAGGAAUGAACAGUUUUGGGUUAUCGGUGGAACGUCCGCACAUCUCUUCGCCGUGUUCCAAGGUCUUCUUAAAGUCCUUGCAGGUAUAGACACAAAUUUUACCGUCACAUCAAAGGCGUCAGAUGAAGACGGAGACUUCGCCGAGCUUUACGUGUUCAAAUGGACAUCACUUCUCAUCCCUCCUACAACCGUGCUUAUCGUGAAUUUGAUAGGUAUCGUGGCUGGUGUUUCUUACGCCAUAAACAGCGGUUACCAAUCAUGGGGUCCACUGUUUGGAAAGCUCUUCUUUGCUAUAUGGGUCAUUGCUCAUUUAUACCCUUUCUUGAAGGGUCUUUUGGGGAGACAAAACCGGACUCCAACCAUUGUUAUUGUUUGGUCUAUUCUCCUUGCUUCUAUAUUCUCCUUGUUGUGGGUGAGAAUUGACCCUUUCAUCACUGACACCAGCAAAUCAACUGGUCAAUGUGGUAUCAACUGUUAGUUUUAUGUUUGAAGAUUCAUUGUGUUUGACCAUCCCCUUUUGAUUGGAGGCAUUCAAGAUUGAACUUAGUGUAUAUAAGCAAGAAUUCAGCAUGGAACUCCUAUUUAUUAUGCAUGAAAAUAGGAUGGGGGAUAAAGUACAAAACCUUCAUAGCAUUCUUGUUUCUUUUGUUUAUUUAUUUAUUUAUCUGUUUCCUCAUGGGGGGUCCUUACAAGGAUAGUUAUGUUGAGUUGUAUGUCUACUGUUGUAUUUUUUGAACACGUAAUAUGAAAUUUGUUUAUGACAAUAAUACUAUAGUGAAAGAAAACAAGGUGCAAUGUACCGUGUGGUGGUUUUGAUUACUA